Cryptosporidium ubiquitum is the source of this 3051-nucleotide messenger RNA. RefSeq names its product WD repeats-containing protein. The record is from RefSeq and is a predicted model, not a curated record. Lineage: Eukaryota; Apicomplexa; Conoidasida; Eucoccidiorida; Cryptosporidiidae. Gene Ontology annotation, cellular component: small-subunit processome; nucleolus; 90S preribosome. Bases 1 to 3051 code for a protein of 1016 amino acids. Gene Ontology annotation, biological process: endonucleolytic cleavage to generate mature 5'-end of SSU-rRNA from (SSU-rRNA, 5.8S rRNA, LSU-rRNA); endonucleolytic cleavage in 5'-ETS of tricistronic rRNA transcript (SSU-rRNA, 5.8S rRNA, LSU-rRNA). The transcript has a single exon. Gene Ontology annotation, molecular function: U3 snoRNA binding; protein binding.
AUGAGCACAGAUAUCAUAGUGAACAGUGAUCCAAUACUUUCAUCCUCUUGGACAAAAUAUAAAGUUUUUAAAAAAUUAUAUUCUGGUGGAAAAGUGGAAUAUGACAAUCAUUCAAAGAUACUUUACAUGCUUUGUGAUGGUUGCAUUUUAGCAGUUUCUAUAGAAAAAGGUCCAUUUGUAAUCUCUACUAUUGGACCUUAUAACCAAGAUGAAGUUUUGGGGACUGAACAUUCUGAAGAAAUCAUCACUUUUGGAUAUUUUAAUAAAAAUGUUAACAAUAGAUUAAUACUUACAAUUGGAUCAAAAGGAAUCUUUCGACUUUGGAAAGUUAUUAUUAAACAUGAUGAAUUGGAAGUUGUUAAUUCUGUCCAAUUUGAGUACCUGAAAUCUUGGAAAUCUGGACAAGCUAGUAUAGCUGAAAUAGAAUUUGAUUUUACUGGUCAAUAUGUUUCAACUGGAGGUACUGAUGGUACAAUUCAAAUAUAUGAUGCAAUUGGAGGUUUUACAACGCAUAAUUAUAAGGCUCAUAAGUCUCUUAUUACAAAAUUAAAGUUUCAUAACAAAAGAUGGCUUUUAUUUUCUACUUGUGUUGAAGGUUUUAUUUCCAUUUAUGAUUUAACUACUAAUCAAAUUAUUGUACAAACUAAUUCCCACUAUAGUGUAAUACACUCUUUUGAUUUAUUUGAAAUCAGUUUAAACAGCAAUUCCCUUGGAGGCUUAGUUACUUCUGGAGCUGAUAAUAUGAUCAAUAUUUGGGAUCUUGAUCAAAUCCCUAAUUCAACUUCUAUUGGAAUAUUAAAUACCAAAAUUGAUGAUAAAAGAGAUAAUAAUGUAUCCAAUAAAAAAAGAAAAAAGGAAAAUUCUUCAAAAGCUGAAAAAAACACUGUUAGUUUAGAAUUAAAGCCAAUUAAACAAAUCCAUACAUCUGAAACUGUAUUUUCUUUAAAAUGUACUCCAAAUGUACUUAACCUUAAAGACGAUGAAAUUGUUGAUAAUAAUGGUGUUCAUAAUAACAGCCAUGAAGUUAAUUCAAGAAAAAAUUGUCCAUGGGUAAUUUUGUCAGGUAAUGAAAAAUCUGGAAUUCAAUUUUGGAAUCCAAUUCAAGGUUCUUCAAUUAAAACUUUGUCGCCAAAAAGCUAUUCUUCCAACCAAUCUGCAAUUCUUUACAUGUUCUUAGACUAUCAAAGAGAGUCCGAAAAUAAUAUAAAACCAUCAAAUAGCUUUCUCAUCCUGGUUACUGAAGACAGAAAUAUUAUUAUCUUAUCUUACCCAAGCCUUAAUUUAUUCACCACAUUUUUUGGAAAUACUCCAGAUUAUAUUCAAUUAGCCCUUUUUAUUAAUAAUAAUCCCCAUGAUCAACAUAAUAGUUUGAAUUUAAAAGAUGAUAAUGAUAAUAUUUCAUUAAUAAAUGAUAAACAAAAAUCAUUAAACUGUGUAAUUCUUGAUAGUACAGAAACUCCACAAAUUAUGUCAUUAAAUAAAUAUCCAUAUUUUAAAAGUACACUUAUUGGUCAUAAAAGCACCGUUUUAACAAUGGAUAUUUCCAAAUGCUCAAAUAUAAUUGCCACCGGAAGUAAAGAUGAAACUAUUAGAAUUUGGUCCACUUAUAACCAAGAAUGUCUUGCAGUACUUACUGGACAUACAUCAUUAAUUACUGCAUUAUGUUUUCAAAAGAAAACUUUUAUACGUGGAAAUACCAACUUUUACUUAUUUUCCGCCUCUAAUGAUAACACUUUGAAAGCUUGGAAUAUUGCUAAUAUUAUGCCAGGAGAUUUUUCAAAAUCUUGCAAAAAAUUCUGUAAUGACCAAAACUCUGUAAUUGCUAUACAUAAUGUAAUAGCUCACAAAAAAGAAAUUAAUCAUAUUAGUAUAUCUCAUAAUGACAAAUUUAUUGCAACUUGUUCUGAAGAUAAAACCAUCAAAGUUUGGUCUUUUCCUGAUCUAAAACUUCAAGGAACUUGUAAAGGUCAUUUCAGUGGUGUAUGGCAAUCCAGCUUUUCUCCUAUUGAAAAGAUUAUUGUAAGUGCUUCAUCUGAUAGUACUAUUAAAAUAUGGAAUUUAAAUACAUUUCAAUGCAACAAAACUUUACAAGGCCAUGACGGUUCAGUUCUUCAAGUGGACUUCCUCGGAAAUGGUCUUCAAAUAGUUUCUUGUGGUUCAGAUAAUCUAAUUAAGCUUUGGAAUAUAAAAACUGGUGAAUGUAUUAAGUCAUUUUCUGGGCAUAAUGAUAGGAUUUGGACCUUGAAUCUACUUAAAGAGUCAAAUUUAAAUAAUUUGUCAAUGAAUAAUGACCAUGAUAUUUAUAAAUCUGAUUCUUCCACAUUAGAUAACACCAGUUCAUGCAAUUUACAAAGAACUAGAUUUAUGGCAACAGGUGGAUCUGAUUCUCAACUUAUACUUUGGAUGGACAAUACUAAACAGGUUGAGGAUGAGAAAAACCUUAAAAGCCUUAAAAGAAUGGAAGAUAUUAAUGAAAUUGAUAUGCUUUUCAAUAGAAAAGAGUAUCUAGAUGCUUUAAAUCUUUCUUUAGGCCAGAAAUUACAGUAUAAAACUUAUCUGAUUCUUGAGAAACUUUUAAAGCCAUGUUUUAAUCAUGCUGAAAUGUUUAAAAUACUCAAUUCUGAAGAAAAAUCCACUGUUAAAGAUGAGACCAAUAAUAUUAAAAGUAUCGUUGAAUGGAUUGAGAAUUUGGAAACUCAGGAAUUAUCAACUUUAUUUAGUUUUAUGCUUGAAUGGAUUACCAUUUCAAAAACUGUUUGGAUUUCAAAUUCACUCAUGUAUAUCAUAUUGACUAAAAUUGAAUCUCACAAACUUUAUAAAGUUGAAGGUUUUGUACAAAUUGUACAAGCAUUUAGAUCUUAUAAUAUGAAGAUCCAAGCACAUUUAUCCACACUUUAUCAGAAAUCGUACAUAUUGGAUUACUUAUUCCUUUCAAACCAAAUUUUUCAGAGUAAUCAUCUUAACCACUUGGAAAAGAAAGAAAUUUCUAACCAAAGUAAUCUAAAUGAUGAUGCUCUUGGAAUUACUUUGGAUACUUUAUUUAAAAAUUAG